This is a messenger RNA of Arvicola amphibius (Eurasian water vole), 1072 nucleotides long. RefSeq names its product prostaglandin E synthase 3 like (gene Ptges3l). Gene Ontology annotation, biological process: chaperone-mediated protein complex assembly; protein folding. NCBI's taxonomy places the organism in Eukaryota, Metazoa, Chordata, Mammalia, Rodentia, Cricetidae. Gene Ontology annotation, molecular function: Hsp90 protein binding; protein-folding chaperone binding. The record is from RefSeq and is a predicted model, not a curated record. The transcript has 7 exons. The coding region runs from base 513 to 926 and encodes 137 amino acids. Gene Ontology annotation, cellular component: cytosol; nucleus.
UUGGACACACGAGUACUUUGCAUUGGAGGAACAAAUGAAGGAGGCCGAGAACAAGUGAUUUCCUGCAUAUAGGGCCUAGGGUAGCCCUUUCCCUGACCAAAGAGGGAAAAUAUAUCCCUGAUCCGUAUAUUUCUGGAGACCCCGAGAGGUGAAGGGAUGCAGUAAACGCUCCCAGAGUCCCUCUGGAGUGCAGAUCACUUUUGCUGUCAAGCCACCUUUCCCUUCCUCUCAACCCUUACCCCUGCCUUAUAAGGAGAGGCAGCUGCUAGGGGCGUCCCUAGGAUCUAAAGAUAGAGGCCCUUGCCUGGGACUCCAAAAGCCACAGGGCAGCUGGAGUCACUAUGGAACGGUGAGUUUCAGGCCGCCAUCGUACAGAUCCCUUGCCCCCUCUCCUUGCAGAUUCCCUGCCCCGUGUCUUGUAGAAGCUGCUGAUUCUGCCCGGAUCCACCGGAGCGCUGGACUCCAGGCAGCCCGCCCGGACCCUGUGGUAUGACAGACCCAAAUAUGUUUUCAUGGAGUUUUGUGUUGAGGACAGCACCGACGUGAAUGUGCUCAUUGAGGAUCACCGCAUUGUGUUCAGCUGCAGGAACGGUGAUGGAGUGGAGCUGUACAAUGAGAUUGAGUUCUAUGCCAAGGUGAACUCCAAGGACUCCCAGGAUAAGCGCUCUGGUCGCUCUAUCACUUGCUUUGUGAGGAAAUGGAAGGAGAAGGUGGCCUGGCCACGGCUCACCAAGGAGGAUAUCAAGCCCGUGUGGCUCUCUGUGGACUUUGAUAACUGGAGAGACUGGGAAGGAGAUGACGAGGUGGAACUGGCUCAGGUGGAGCAUUACGCAGAGCUUUUGAACAAGGUCAGCACCAAGAGACCUCCCCCUGCAAUGGAUGAUCUAGACGAUGAUUCCGAUAGUGCGGAUGCAGCAACUAAUUAGCUUUCUGUGACAGCAGAGUUGGGGAGGAGGCUGUAGCUACCUUCUGUCGUGCUGAAAGGCUAUGGUGCGCCUUCAUCAACUGUUUUGUUAUGUGUCAAGAUCCACUGAGACCUCUGAACUUUUCCAGAAGUUUUCCUUCCUUCCUU